Molecule: messenger RNA, 11603 nt
Organism: Stegastes partitus (bicolor damselfish)
Lineage: Eukaryota; Metazoa; Chordata; Actinopteri; Pomacentridae
Gene: chd3
Product: chromodomain helicase DNA binding protein 3
Exons: 40
Coding region: 401-6805 (2134 amino acids)
Biological process (GO): chromatin remodeling
Cellular component (GO): nucleus; chromatin; NuRD complex
Molecular function (GO): chromatin binding; histone binding; DNA binding
Source: RefSeq, a predicted model, not a curated record
AGGGGGGGCAGACGGAAAAGAAACAAACAAGUAACAAUGUAACUUACAUGCAGUCACACACCCCUUUUUCUUGUAACAAUGUGUACGUUUUUAAGGAGGGAGGGGGCGCGCGGAGGGAGAAAGAGAGACGGAGAGAGAUAGAGAAAGGAGGAGGGGGGUGCGUUCUGAAAUAAUAUAGUCAGCCAUUUUUUAUGUAAGGGGAUUUUUUCUUAUUGGGGGGGUUGUUAAAAAAUAAAUAUAAGAGGGCGGCCAUCUUUGUUGCUCUGCCUAGUGUAAAAUAUUCCAAAACGCCCCCCACUUUUUUCUGUGCCGAUUUGAAUAUUAAAUAAAUAUCACAUAUUCGGGCAAGAAUACGCUUUUUUUUUUUGAAUACGAGGACGGAUCCAAUGACAGGAAUAUAAUGUCCUCUCCUCUCCGGUCCUGUGAGGAAGACGAGGGCAUGGUGGUUAAUUCCGAGGGAGGAGAUUUUGAUGAAGAAGACGACGACGGAGACCUAGACGAGAACGCAAGCGACAUAAACUCGCCGGCGGCGCCUCGGGAAACUGCAACACCAGCCGCGCCAGACGAAGAGCCAGAGAUAUCAGACAGAGAGGUCCCGUGCAGGAAGAAAGGCCGGCCAAAGAAAAAGAAGGACGCGAAGAAGAAAGACAAAGAGGGGAAACCUGUUAAAGCGAAAAAGCGCAAGAAGAUUGACAGUGAUGUAGAGAGAGACUCGGAUAGAGAACGGGACUACGGCGAGAACUCAGACAGCGUAGCCAGCGACUAUGGCUCUGGUGAGAAAAAGAAAAAGAAGAAACAUAAAGAAAGGAAGGAGAAGAAAACCAAGAAGAAGAAAAAAGACGACGGGGACCGAGACAGCAGUCAAGAGGAAACGACAAAGCAACCGAUAGAGCAGAAGACGUCUGCCCAGCUGGCAAAGGAGUGGGGUCUGGAGGAUGUUGAUCAUACCUUCACAGAGGAGGACUACAGGGAACUCACCAACUAUAAAGCCUUCAGCCAGUUUAUGAGGCCAAUGAUAGCCAAGAAGAACCCUAAGAUCCCCAUGUCAAAGAUGAUGACCAUCCUGGGGGCCAAGUGGAGGGAGUUCAGCUCCAACAACCCCUUCAAAGGCAACGCUGCUGCUGUUGCAGCGGCUGCUGCUGCCGCCGCCAUCGCUGUUGCCGAGCAGGUCUCUGCAGCGACCGCCUCGCCUGAGCCGCCACCUCAGCCGCCACCAAUUAGAAAGGCCAAGACGAAAGAGGGCAAAGGUCCAGGCUAUAAGAAGCGCAGUAAAAGUCCUCGAGUUCCAGACAAGAAAAAGGCUUCAGCUGUGGCUAAGGCUAAAAAGAUGGCACCCAUUCGUAUUAAACUGUCGCCUAUAGGUGCCAAGAGGAAGAAGAGCUGCUCAAGCGAGGACAUGGAUGAGGAUGAGUCUGAGCAGGAGGACUCCAGCGUUCACAGCUCCUCGGUUCGCUCUGACAGCUCCGGCCGAGUGAAGAAGAACAAGCGAGGACGGCCUGCCAAGAAGAAGAAGAAAAUACCAGGUGAGGAGGAGGGAGACGGCUAUGAGACGGAUCAUCAGGACUACUGCGAGGUUUGUCAGCAGGGUGGAGAGAUCAUACUGUGCGACACUUGUCCUCGAGCGUACCACCUCGUCUGCCUGGAGCCGGAGCUCGACAAGGCUCCCGAGGGCAAGUGGAGCUGCCCCCAUUGCGAGAAAGAGGGAAUCCAGUGGGAGGCAAAAGACGAAGACUUUGAGGAUUUUGAAGAGGACAGCGAGGACAGAGUGAUAUCAGAGGUCGGCGCGGGGGUCCCCACCGGAGCAGAGGAGGAGGAUGAUGACCACAUGGAGUUCUGUCGGGUGUGUAAAGAUGGAGGUGAACUGUUGUGCUGCGACACCUGCACAUCCUCCUACCACAUCCACUGUCUAAACCCGCCGCUGCCAGAGAUCCCCAACGGAGAGUGGCUGUGUCCACGCUGCACGUGUCCACCAAUCAAAGGACGUGUGCAGAAGAUCCUCCACUGGCGAUGGGGCGAGCCUCCGCCUCCCAUUCCUGUUCCACCUGCUCCUGACGCCCCACCUGAUGCCCCGCCACCACCUCCUAUGAAAGGCAGAGCUGAGAGGGAGUUUUUUGUCAAGCUGACCGGGCAGUCCUACUGGCACUGUACCUGGAUCACUGAGCUGCAGCUGGAGAUCUUCCACUCAGUGAUGUACAGAAACUACCAGAGGAAGACGGACAUGGACGAGCCUCCCAGCCUGGAUUACGGCUCGGGUGGAGAGGAUGAGAACGGAGUGGGGAAGAGCGAGAAGAGGAGGGCCAAAGACCCCCAGUUUGCCAUCCUGGAGGAAAAAUACUACAAAUAUGGCAUCAAGCCCGAGUGGAUGAUGAUUCACCGCAUCAUUAACCACAGUGUGGAUAAGAAGGGGACAUACCACUACCUGGUUAAGUGGAGAGAUCUGACUUAUGACCAGUGUACCUGGGAGAGGGACGACCUGGAGAUCCCUGACUUUGGGAUUUACAAGGCCAGCUACUGGAGACACAGGGACGCCAUAAUGAAGGAGGACCCAGACAAACCCAAGAAGAUGAGGAGCAAGAACUCAGAGGGUGAAGAUGAGUCUCCUGCCUCACCGGUCACUGAUCCUACGAUAAAAUACGAGGAGCAGCCAGACUUUGUCACAUCAACGGGUGGUACUCUGCAUCUGUACCAGCUGGAGGGUCUGAACUGGCUUCGCUUUUCCUGGGCUCAGGGCACUGACACCAUCCUGGCAGAUGAGAUGGGCCUGGGCAAGACCAUCCAAACCAUCGUCUUUCUCUAUUCACUUUUUAAAGAGGGUCACACUAAGGGUCCUUUCCUGGUCAGCGCUCCGCUCUCCACCAUCAUCAACUGGGAGAGGGAGUUCGAGAUGUGGGCCCCCGACUUCUAUGUGGUCACGUACACAGGAGACAAGGACAGCCGAGCCAUCAUCAGAGAGAACGAGUUCUCGUUUGACGACACGGCUGUCAAAGGAGGAAAGAAGGCCUUCAAACUGAGGAGAGAGGCUCCAAUUAAAUUCCAUGUGCUGCUGACCUCCUACGAGUUGGUGACUAUUGACCAGACAGCACUCAAGUCCAUCGACUGGGCCUGUUUGGUGGUGGAUGAGGCUCACCGCCUUAAGAACAAUCAGUCCAAGUUUUUCAGGCGUCUGAACGACUACAAGAUCGACCACAAGUUGCUGCUGACAGGAACCCCGCUGCAGAACAACCUGGAGGAGCUGUUUCACCUGCUCAACUUCCUCACCCCCAACCGCUUCAACAACCUUGAGGGCUUUCUGGAAGAGUUUGCCGAUAUCUCCAAGGAGGACCAGAUCAAGAAACUCCACGACCUGCUGGGGCCUCACAUGCUGCGGAGGCUGAAGGCCGACGUCUUCAAGAACAUGCCUGCCAAGACCGAGCUGAUUGUCAGAGUGGAACUUAGCCCUAUGCAGAAGAAAUACUACAAGCUGAUUCUGACCAAGAACUUUGAGGCUCUGAACUCAAAAGGCGGAGGAAAUCAGGUCUCCCUGCUCAACAUCAUGAUGGACCUUAAGAAGUGCUGCAACCACCCCUACCUCUUCCCUGUCGCCUCUAUGGAAGCCCAGAAAACCCCCAGCGGUGCUUACGAGGGGUCGGCUCUCACUAAAGCCUCCGGAAAACUGAUGCUGUUGCAGAAGAUGCUGAGAAAACUGAAAGAGCAGGGCCACCGAGUGCUGGUCUUCUCACAGAUGACUAAAAUGCUGGACUUAUUAGAAGAUUUCCUCGACUACGAAGGUUACAAGUAUGAGAGAAUUGAUGGAGGCAUCACGGGAGCGCUCAGGCAAGAGGCCAUCGACCGCUUCAACGCUCCUGGUGCUUGCCAGUUUUGUUUCUUGCUCUCCACCCGAGCCGGAGGUUUAGGAAUCAACUUGGCCACAGCAGACACCGUCGUCAUCUUCGAUUCUGACUGGAAUCCUCACAACGACAUUCAGGCAUUCAGUCGAGCUCAUCGUAUUGGACAAGCCAAUAAAGUGAUGAUUUAUCGCUUUGUGACACGAGCCAGCGUGGAGGAGCGCAUCACCCAGGUGGCCAAGAGAAAGAUGAUGCUAACCCACCUAGUAGUCCGGCCAGGUUUGGGAUCCAAGGCUGGCUCCAUGACCAAGCAGGAGCUGGAUGACAUCCUGAAGUUUGGGACAGAAGAGCUCUUCAAGGACGAGGGAGAAGGUAUGAAGAACAAUGCGGGUGAUAAAGUUGAGGACGAGGGCAACGUCAUCCACUACGAUAGCACUGCCAUCGAGAGGCUGCUGGACCGAAGCCAAGACGCCACGGAUGACUCGGACGUCCAGAACAUGAACGAGUACCUCAGCUCCUUUAAAGUGGCCCAGUACAUGGUCCGAGAAGAGGAUAAGAUCGAGGAGAUCGAGCGGGAGAUCAUCAAGCAGGAGGAGAACGUGGACCCAGAUUAUUGGGAGAAACUGCUGCGGCAUCACUACGAGCAGCAACAAGAGGAUCUGGCGAGCAAACUGGGCAAAGGCAAGAGGAACCGCAAGCCCGUCAACUACAACGACGCUGCACAGGAGGACCAAGAGUGGCAUGCUGACAUUUCAGAUAACCAGUCCGAGUAUUCAGUGGGUUCCGAGGAGGAGGACGAGGACUUUGAUGAUCGGCCAGAAGGUCGAAGGCAGUCACGUCGCCAGCUGAGGAACGAGAAGGACAAACCUCUGCCUCCUCUUCUGGCCAGAGUGGGAGGCAACCUUGAGGUGCUGGGCUUCAACACUCGCCAGCGCAAAGCCUUCCUGAAUGCAGUGAUGCGCUGGGGGAUGCCGUCUCAGGACGCUUUCUCCUCUCAGUGGCUUGUUAGAGACCUCAGGGGCAAGACUGAGAAAGAAUUCAAAGCUUAUGUGUCUCUCUUCAUGCGUCACCUGUGCGAGCCGGUUGCUGACGGGGCCGAGACAUUCGCCGACGGUGUCCCAAGAGAGGGCUUGUGUCGCCAGCCGGUCCUCACACGUAUCGGCGUCAUGUCGCUUGUCAAGAAGAAGAUCCAGGAGUUUGAGCACAUCAACGGUCGGUGGAGUCUUCCAGAACUUAAACCUGAGGUCAGCAUAGACAAGUCCUCCUCCAGGGCCUCUUCUCCUGCUGUGAAGACCGCCACUCCCACCCCUGAUGCCAGCUAUAACAACACACCGUGCACCUCCAAGCCAGCGACCCCUGCACCAGCAGAGAAGUUGGAAAAGAAUGGGAAGGAGGGAGAGAAGGAGGAGGACAAGGAGGAGGUGGAGGCCACAAUGGAUAAAGAGAAAGUGAAGGACAAAGACAAGGAGAAGGAUGAAGGGAAGGAGGUUGAUGGCAACAAGACGGGAGAACCUGAUGAGCUUUCUUCCUCAACAAAAGAAACAUCGCAAAAUGCAUCUCCAGGCAAAGAAGAGAGUGACCCCAAGGAGGAUGAGAAGAAAGAAACGACUGACGCUUCAGCUGCCACGACAGAGGAGAAAAAAGCCCAGGAGGAGAGUAAAGAGGAGACAAAACACGCAUCGAAGCAGGACACGGAUGUCAAAGAGGAGAAAUCAGAAGGAGAGAAGGCUGGGGAGGAAAAAGAAAAACAUGAGGAAACAACCACAGAAGCAGCAGAUGUCAAAGAUAAGACUGAGGUGGCCGAUUUGAAGAAAGAAGAGGUCAAAGGUGAAAAGGAUGUUGGGAAAGAAGUCAAAGCUGCGAAAGAAGAGGCUCCCAAGGGUAACGGGAAGCCUCCGGUUGAGCGACCUCGCUUCAUGUUCAACAUCGCAGAUGGCGGCUUCACUGAGCUGCACACACUCUGGCAGAACGAGGAGCGGGCUGCCAUCUCCUCGGGGAAGAUGAACGAGAUCUGGCACCGCCGACACGACUUCUGGCUCCUGGCGGGAAUCGUGAUUCACGGCUACGCUCGAUGGCAGGACAUCCAGAAUGAUCCCCAGUUCGCCAUCGUUAACGAGCCUUUCAAGUCGCAGGCGAAUAAAGGCAACUUCCUGGAGAUGAAGAACAAGUUCCUGGCUCGACGCUUUAAGCUGUUGGAGCAGGCGCUGGUGAUAGAGGAGCAGUUGCGGCGGGCAGCUUACCUAAACAUGACCCAGGACCCCAGCCACCCAGCCAUGGCGCUCAAUGCUCGCUUUGCAGAGGUGGAGUGUCUGGCGGAGUCGCACCAGCACCUCAGCAAGGAGUCGCUGGCAGGCAACAAGCCAGCCAACGCUGUCCUGCACAAAGUGUUGAACCAGCUGGAGGAGCUGCUGAGUGACAUGAAGGCCGACGUAACUCGGCUACCGGCCACGCUGUCCAGAGUCCCACCCAUCGCCGCUCGCCUGCAAAUGUCCGAGAGGAGCAUCCUCAGCCGACUGGCCAGCAAGGGCACGGAAACGCACACGCCCCCGCCCAUACCUCCAGGACCUUACGCCACCCCUCAGAACUACGGAGCCCCCUUCACCCCCGCCCCCCCGAGCGCCCUACACUUGGGAGGGGCCAACUACAGUCAGAUGCCGCCUGGAUCCUUCAUAUCAGUCUCCACUACAGUCUGCCGCUUGUCUGCCCCCACAGAAGCCGCCGCCGCUGCUGGGGCCACCGGGGGAGCUGCAGGUGGAGCCACCGGAGGGCCAACCGCCGCCGGUGUUUGCCAGAAGACCAAGGAGCACGAUGUGGUGCAGCGGCAGCGAGUGGUGGACCUGUGGAAGGAUGGUAAGUCAGAGGGGGCCAUUGGGCUGGAGCUGAGGAUGCCCAAGUCCACGGUGCACAGCAUCAUCGUCAAGUACCGACUCAGCAACACGGUGGAGAACCUGCCGCGCAACGGGCGACCAAAGAAACCCUGAGGGGGCGAGGAGGAGACUCAUGAGGGGACUGAAGAGAGGACAAAAAAAAAAUUCCCGGAAUGUAUCAAAAAACGGAGACUGAAAAACAAAAGGACAGUGCAAUCUUAAAAAGAGACGAAAACCUGAAUGCAUGUGAAGGAACUCCAAAAAGGGACUCAAGGACGGAGCACUUUGACACUGCUGGAAUGUGAGGAAUAAAAAGGGAGAGGACAAGCUCACUGGAUGCAUCGAAUAAGGAUGGGAGGCAACAAAAAAGGAGAGGACAUGAAAUGUGAAACGGAACGUAGAGGCGGCACUUUGAUCCACAAAAGAAAGCAAGCAAUCAACCGCAGAAAGAGUGGGUCCAAAAUAAAAAGGGAGAGGUGAAAAGCUGGGCCUGAGAUCAAGCACUAAUGAUGCUUGGGGGCUGGGAUGAGGCAGAGACAGAAAAAAAAGAGAGAUUACUUAUUUGAAAAGGGAGCUACUGAAAAAAAAAAACUCCAAAUAUCUGACUUUGAAAGUCUGGACUGAAGACAAAUGGAAAAAGACAGCAUGUUAAUGCAAUCAGGUUUUUAGGAUUUCAGAUAUGAAGGCUGAAUCGAAGAAAAAAAUGCAACAAAGGAGGAUUUUUUUUUUUUUUUUAUACCUCCUUCCACACAGUUCAUAAGACUUCUUUUUCUGUUUCUCCCUCUGAGACGAAAAAGAUUUCCCCCCAGAUCAAUUCUUCAUCCGCCGGCUGACUGAACAAGCCUGUCCCCUCGAUCUGACCCUGUACUCCCUCAUUCCUCCACAGCCCUCCACUCCUCCGUAUCUCUUUCUCAGUCUCUCACACACACACAUACACAUACAUAUAUGUACACACUGUGGACCUCACACACAACCUGAAAACCUGCAAAGAACUUAAUUUAUCUGCUGAGUACAGGCAAAUGAAAUCCUUACUUAAAAUAGAGUGGGACAAGCUGGACCCAGAUUAUUUUGCAAAAAAAAAAAAAAAAAAGGAAAGAAAGAAAAAAGAUGGAAAAAAGAGUUUUCUAAGUAUAAAACUCUACUUCCCAUGGACUCUCUUGCCCUAGCAUUCCUGAGUCCAACCAAGCAUAGAAGCAAGAACCAUAGAUAUAUAUAUAAAAAAGACUGAGACGCUGCCUUUGUCCAACAGUCAGUAGCAACAUUGCUCGAACCCAAUCUGAUGAUGGACUGCUAUUGAGACAUGUACUGUAUUACAAAGCAUAUUUACUAUUGCACCUUUUUUUGUGGGUUGGGGUGGGGGUCACUUAAAGGGGAAUAUCACUCUAAUGAAGUAUUUACAUUUCCUGUUUUUAAGCCUCAUCACAGCAAAAAAUCAGGAUUUAUGAGCAGCUCUUCCCCAAAGAUUAAGACUGUAAUCUAUCACUGAAAGAAACAGACAGACUCACUUUGAAGCCUGAAGAGACUUUUUUUUUUCUUUUCUUUUCUUUUUUUUGUUCUUCGAGCUCCUUUAUUGUGACAGCGUGAUUGAUUCCAUGGCGGAAAAUGUCCCCUGAUCCCUGAGAAAAUAAAACACUCUGGACUGUGUCAUCGUUUUUCCAGCUUGGUGUGUGUGCAGUCGAGCUGUACAUCAGUGUGACAUCCCAGCCAGGAGGAACUCUUCGGCUUCGUUUGUGGAAGGAAGAAAAGCGAAUUAUCAAUUACAGUCCAAACUCUUGUGGGAUGUCUGAGUAUUUUUAAGCUAAAACUGAGUGGUAUUUCCCUUUAAGUUUAAAGGACAUAAAGACCACAGAAGUGUAGUAGCGGUGUGGCCUGCAAUGAGAGAAUGCUCUGGGUGUGAAUGGGUUGUUGUGCAUGGUAGUUCUGCCAUUUUUAUCAAAACUAGUUCAAACUUUCAGUGUUGGUGUCCGUAUGAUACCGGAGGUUCUUUACCAAUUCCAAAACAAUACUUUUUGGAUACUUUACUUGCAGGAUUCUAAAAAUGUUUUUCUACAAAACGCUUUUUUCUAUUUCACAAAGUACUUCUCACAUACUUUCAUGGUCUUAACACGAAGCAUUUUGCCAAAAUACAAUGUUCUACAAUUAGCAAAAGCAGAACUUAAGGCUUGUGGAUAUUUUUAUAUUAACAAAGGACACAAUGUUUAUGUUUAAUGUGAACGGGGUUGCCUGGAGUGACAAAGCUGCAAAAAAUGAUCACCACACUCUGCAGUUACUGUUGGAUUGAGCGAGUGGUUUAGGAUCUUUUAGCUUCAUUUUUAUUUUAUUUUUUUAUGUCCUGCAACUUUACUGUUCUGGUUCAGUCUCACUGCUCUCAACAUUAUUUCUAGCUGCAGGCAGCUUUUUCUGGCAGCUGGUGAACACGGUGGAGCACCAAAAUAGAGCUACAAGUGAAGAACAUUACACUUAUGACAGGAAGCACAGCUGCUGACUGCUGGAUGUGUAAUUUGGCAGCUAGCAUGGUAGCAUAUCAGCUUUUAAAGGUUGUACUGUGUCAAUGUUGGGUUGCCCUCAUGUGCUCUAAAAUCAAUGCAGCUUUAAGGUCAUAGUAAGCAUCUGUUGCCAGUUUUCAUUACAGUUUUAUAUGCUCACCUUUCAGUAUUUCAAAAUGCAUGUGCACGCACACAGCAGAGCACACGCAUGAAUACGAGUCUCUUAACACUGAAAUCCUUAAUCAAUAAUUUUGACUCCAACUGAAACUUUUCCAACUUUUUCAACCGAUUGCGAAACUCCUGCAACGCCAGGAUUUAUGAAACUCUUUCACAGACCCAACAAGCCUGUGCUUUCUUAGUUCCUGAAAAGUUGACAGUACAGAGACACAAGGUUGUUCUUCAUGAAAGGUUCUGGCAGAAAUGCACUCACGCGAAGCUUUUGAGCGAAGCAGAAAUGCUGCACUCGUUGCCAAGAUGGCAGCAUUCGCUUCUAUCAGAUAGUAGGCAGGACCUACAGGGGAGAGACACAGACUGACAUGUUGGCCAGGAAUGUUUUUUAUUGCCUUUCUGGACUUCAGGAGCUCCAUCCCGCUCAGUCCAGAGUCGGAGGCCUCAGAGAGGAAUAAAACAGUCGAAGCUUAAGAAUUCUCAGAUGUGUCGUUUUGUGAGCUUUUGGGUUUAUCAUAUUUUUUUACUGUAACUACAAAUAUCACUGCCAGCCUAAUUUGGGACGAGAAAACGUUUAUUUAACAAUGUCUGCUGCUACUGUAAAGCUUCAGGCAGACUAGUGUGAGCGAGACAGCAUGAAGAGAAGGGAAAGAGGAGGAGGGGUUUGGAUGGACAGAGGUGAAGUAUUAUAGAGUGACUCUGGCAGCGGAGAGAACAGAAAGAAUCUGUUAUCUGGUGUAAUACAAGUGCUUCCUUGAAUUCCUUCUUCUGUUUUAUCUUCAUGGCUGCUUUACCUUAUAUGCCUUUUUGGUAGAGCCCAGCUGAGACUGUGGUUUUCUGAGGCCAAAAUUGAUAUUUAGAGUCCUUUUAUUUUUGGAAUUCAGUCCCAGUUGAUUUGCCAAUACUUCCUGGCAGUUACUACAGUGAACUGCAACUAAUGAAUCUGUUUACAGUGCAGCCAAACAAACCCACAUUUUAACCAAGAACUUGGUCAGUAAUGGCAUUGAUCCGCUCGCAGACGGUGCUGAACAGGACUGUUUUGCUUUGUUAGACACGUUUCUGAUGAACAGUUGUGCUAAAUUCGACGAGGAUGGGAAGCAAAUGAAACUCACUCCCCAGAGGAUGUCACAUGUGACUGCUUCACAAUAAAAGCUGAAGUGAAACGUUUUAAUGUGAAAGAGCACCAGCUGGAUAUGUGAAGAGAGUAAAUAGUUGGCAGUGAGUUGGCAGUUCUCAGCGAGAUGUGAUAAAAAGUGACUAAGCUGGAUGGAACCUACGUUGUUAACUAAAUACACUGAAUCGUCAAAUAACUGAAAUAGCAUCAAAAGCAGGGUUUGUUUACGUGAACAUUUAAGGAGUUUAAAAGCUGUCGUUUUAUUCUUCAGCAUUUUUGCUCCCUUAGAUUUGUUUUUUAAAACCUUGAAAAACACACUUGUCAGCACUUUGUGCUCGAUAAAUUACCUUCAGCAUUUCUGUAUCUGUGCUCAAAUAUCACAUUUGUUUUCCUUCAAGGACUUUUUUUUUUUUCUUUCUCUCUCUGUUCCGUGUUGCUGUCUUCUACUUUUGUUACGCACCCUCAAUUUCUCUUGCUCUUUCACCCAGUCUUUACCUCCAUUUGUUUUGCUUCUUAUCAGAUUUUUUUUCUGCCCCCCACACACACACACACACACACACACACACACACACUCACUGCCUCUCUCCAUCUCCUGCGCUGGCCUCCGCUGGCCAAAUGCCAUACGUUUUCCCAUAAGUGGUCCCCACCAGUGGUUUUAGACACACACACACACAGUUUCAGCCCCCCCUUUAAACAUCUUCAGCUCAAUACGCUCCUUAUCGCAUCUUUGAUCUGCACGGGGGUGUUAUGACAGUUUAUCUUUCCCCGUGGCGCGAGUGAAAGCAGUGCGCUGGCUUUGUUUUGAAAGGAGCGCUAAACUCGCCGUUCCACUCCCCGAGCAGAUCCACGAUAGCGCACAAAUGUGGGAAGCACAGGUCCUGCUCGCCGGCCAGCUGUGCAGUUGUGCAGAAAGAAGUUCAUUUUCCUGCAUGCGGGUAUUUGUUUGUCUGCGUCCUGGAGUGCCUGCGUUGGUGUGGGAAUGAGUGUGUGUGUGUUUGCUCAUUGCUGGCCUCACUUUGUCCAGGUUCAAAGCUCUGGAUUCUGAGGUUUCGUCAUUAUUGUAAACAUGAUACUGUAUAUGUAAUAUGAUAUAUUGAUGUACUGUAUUAUGCAAGUUUUCUCAUUAAAAAGUAUAAUAAGGUCA